AUGGGGGGUAAAGCUCCUGUCUUAAUCCUAACGGAUCAAGAUCCGGCAAUUAGGAAAGCUGUAAACUUGACUAUGCCUGAGAGUUGCCAUAGGUGGUGCAUAUGGCACAUACUUCAGAAGUUUGGGAGGUAUGUGGGUAAGCAUGAGGACUAUGAAGCUGUAAACGAUGAGUUUGAAAAUAUCAUUUAUGGUAGUUUAGAUGCUGAUGAAUUAGUAGAUCGUUGGGUGGACGCAGUUGAUUAUUACAAACUAGGUGAUAACAGUUGGCUUGAAGAAUAUGCAAAGCCAUGGCACAAUUAUGAGACAGUGAAUGUACCAUUCACAGGAGUCCAGGUGUAUAAGGUAAGGGCCGAGUCAGAAAGAAUUGCGGACUCCAACACACUACGGUACAUCAAGCAUGUAGCUACCGAUUUCCCAGCGGAGGAAGUGUUCCAGAAGUGUUACACAAACGCGAAAUUCAAAGAAGUCCAGCAGGAGUGCAAGAGGAUGUUAUACGUGCGUCGCCUAGAUUACUAUGAAGUUGGUGAGAAUCAAGUUGAUGUUUCUUUUGUUCCUGAGAAGUAUAUCCUACGUCGUUGGAGGAAGGAUAUUCAAAGGAAACACACACGAGUGAAAGUAGCUUACCAUGAUCCACUUAAAACCGAGAAAGCCAGGCAAUAUCACAAAUUGAUGGGGAUGUAUGAACCAAUUUGCUCUAAGGCUUCAGCUUGUAAGGAGGGUGUUGAGGCUGUGGCAAAGUUGUUGCAAUUGAUGGACCUCAGAGCCGAUGAAGUGUUGGCAAUGGUUGCCAAAAAACAGGAACAUGCAGCUAAGGAUAAUGAAAAUGAAGAGAAAAAGGGAAAAGAAAAGGCUGCUAGGGCGAAAAACGCAGCAAAGAAGCAAGCUGCAGCGGCAAAGAACAAUAUGUCAUUGUCAAUGAAUGACUAUGUGCGAUCGAUUGGAAAGAUUCAAAUGAGGGAUGUGGAUGAUUCCUUAGGGUACUUCACUUCUGUUAGGGGAACAAAUUCUGGUGGUUUUUUUGCAAGUGUACUAGGUACUCUUGGUACAUCAGAUUGUUCUUGUAAUCAGGGUGGUAUAUUCUUAGCAUAUGUAGGAUUUGAAGGUGAGAAUAAUACAGAUAAUAUUGUGAACUACUGUGUUUGUGUGGGUUGUUUUGAACUGUGA
This is a messenger RNA of Chenopodium quinoa (quinoa), 1164 nucleotides long. Its product is annotated as protein FAR-RED IMPAIRED RESPONSE 1-like. Gene Ontology annotation, biological process: regulation of DNA-templated transcription. NCBI's taxonomy places the organism in Eukaryota, Viridiplantae, Streptophyta, Magnoliopsida, Caryophyllales, Amaranthaceae. The coding region runs from base 1 to 1164 and encodes 387 amino acids. The transcript is spliced from 8 exons. The record is from RefSeq and is a predicted model, not a curated record.